AUGCGAGUUGAAGACAUGAUCCCCAUCAAUGAUUCUAUGCCUGAAGAACAGCUUAUGGCAAUCAUGAUCUUGAAGGAGAGUUUUGAUGAGAAAGCCAGGCUGGAAGAAGUUAAGGCUCUGCGUGAUGAGAAUUUGCCAUGGUAUGCUGAUAUAGUGAACUUCAUGGUGUCCGGAGAAGUCCCUAGUAGCUUUGAUGCUUACAAGAGGAAGAAAUUCUUCAAGGAUGCUAGGCAUUACUAUUGGGAUGAGCCCUACCUGUACAAGAGAGGACCAGACAGCAUUUACAGGAGAUGCAUAGCUGAAGAGGAUGUGCAAGGAGUUCUAGAGCAUUGCCAUGGGUCAGCUUUACGGAGGUCACUUUGCUACAUUCAAAACAGCAACUAA
This is a messenger RNA of Microthlaspi erraticum, 384 nucleotides long. The record is from the annotation of a GenBank genome assembly. Lineage: Eukaryota; Viridiplantae; Streptophyta; Magnoliopsida; Brassicales; Brassicaceae.